Messenger RNA from Venturia canescens, 1857 nucleotides. It is a transcript of the gene wkd, whose product is annotated as TBC1 domain family member whacked-like. Lineage: Eukaryota; Metazoa; Arthropoda; Insecta; Hymenoptera; Ichneumonidae. The coding region runs from base 173 to 1273 and encodes 366 amino acids. The record is from RefSeq and is a predicted model, not a curated record. The transcript is spliced from 5 exons.
AGAGUCGGCGCGUCGCGUUAUUCGUCCUUCUUCGCGCUUGACAGUCCUCUGUAUAUAUAGAUUAACUGCAUACGCGUACAUUGAUGGGCGGUAGGCGGGUAAUAGUAAAGUGAUAUUUCGGUGUUGACGCGCGAGUCAAUGUCCAAAGGAGAACGAAAGUUAGGAAGAUGCCAUGGCCUCCUCUGCGUCUCGCAAUGCCGAUGAAGAUUUGAAUGGAGAAACAGAAUCAGAGGCAAGCAGUAUUUAUCAAUCAGGAUCUGUUAUUUCUACGGUACCAGAUAGACAUGGAUUUCUUGGAGGUUCACAGUAUAGCCCGGAACGAAAACAAGGAAUACCCCCGGAGGUGAUAUUGAGAAGAGAACAAAAAUGGAUACAAAUGUUAAACAAUUGGUCAUCUUUUAUGACAGGAAAUUAUCGAAAAGUGAGAGAAAGAUGCAGGAAAGGAAUACCGCCGUCGGUGAGACUGAGAGCGUGGUUGAAUCUUUGUGGCGGUCAAUUGUUAAUGCAGGAAAAUCCAAAUCUUUACGAAGAGUUGAUAAAAAGAAGCGGAGAUCCAAAAUAUAUUGAAGAUAUAAAAAAAGACCUUCACAGACAAUUCCCACAUCAUGAGAUGUUUGUUGAUAACGCGCCUGGCCAACAGGAACUGUUCUUAGUAUUAAAAGCGUAUUCUAUUCUGAACAGUAAAGUUGGAUAUUGUCAAGCGCAAGCGCCAAUCGCAGCAUUCCUUCUCAUGCACAUGCCAGCUGUACAAUCCUUUUGGUGUCUUGUCGCUGUCUGUGACAAGUACCUUGUUGGUUAUUAUAGUCAAGGCAUGGAAACCUUGCAAAGAGACGGAGAUAUUUUGUUUGCUCUUUUGAAACGAGUCUCACCAAUCGCCUACAAACAUCUCAAAAAACAAAAAAUGGAUCCAAUUUUGUACAUGACUGAAUGGUUCCUAUGUGUAUAUACGCGGACAUUGCCAUGGGAAAGUAUACUUCGCGUCUGGGACAUGUUUCUCUGUGAGGGAGUCAAAGUUAUCUUCAAGGUUGCCCUCGUCUUGUUAAAAGGUUGUCUCGGACGUUCGUCAUUGACGAAACGUUGUCCUACGAUGUACGAAACUCUCCAAGUAUUAAGGAAUCCGCCCCAUCAUUUAGUCGAAGAAGAGGCUUUAGUUUAUCAGAUUCAGAGACUAAAUUUGAGUGAGGACGAUUUCGAGUAUGAACAUCAGCGACAAAUGCUCAAGAGAAAAGCCAAGGAUCAGAUGACCCAUUCCACUGCCAACGAGGCCGACUGAUGCUAAAUUUAAAGCAAAGAAACACAAAAAUAAAAAUAAAAACAAACGGCAGCUGGAGGAAAAGAAAAAUGAGCUUGGUUAAAAAAGGUGUGCCUUUUUCAUAGCUAUGCCAUUAAACCAUAUCAUUCGUUACGUGAAUGAAUUGAUGAAAAAGCGAGAGUCAACUAAAUUUUGCAAAUGUGGCUGAAGAGAGAAAGAGAUUAAUACCGUAUUUAAUGUGCAAAUGUCUCAACUAACUUCUAAGUUUGAAUGGAGAAAAAUUAUCUGUUUUCGUUUGUUUUUGUUAUUUUUUCAAUUAAAAAGUCGAACGCAUACAUUCCCCAUUGGAAAAGGGAAGCAACUUCCCGAGCGUGAUAACCCUCAAAUUUUUUUACGAUUUGUAGUACACACACGGCGGUUAUCACGGUGGAUGCACAAUCUUAGUGAAAAUAAUAAAUGAAAAAGAAACGUACAAUAUAUUAUUUAAUAUUAUAUUAUAAGGACUACUAAUCAGCAUAAAACUCUUUUGUCAAUAUUUAUGUACAAAAUAGCUCUUGUAUAACGGUACUGUAUUUUUAAAUAAAAAUUCUUAUGUAACAGUGUUA